AUGGCACCCUUUACACCACUGACUGCCUCAUGUGCGCGUACAAUCGCUGCCUAUAGUGUUCACAGCCUUGAGUGCCUUGAGAGUGAGAUCACCAAGGUUGAGCAUCGCCUGGAUUUGAUCAACUAUUGGAAAAUUGAGCCUGGAAGCAGAGUCCUAGAGAUCGGCUGCGGGGCCGGUACCUGUACUUCUGUAUUGGCGGUAGCCGUGGGCCCUGACGGGCAUGUUGAUGGCGUGGAUCCCGGAUCCCCAGACUACGGUGCCCCAAUUACACUGGCUCAAGGGCAAACUUACAUCUCCAACAGUGUUGUUGGUGAUCGAAUUACUUGGCGCAAUGCUGAGCCAACGGAAUUCUUGAAGAAAAACAAAGACCUGAAUUGGGACUACGUUGUUAUGGCAGAAUGCAUCUGGUACUACUCUUAUCCCAACGACUUAGUUAAAAUGCUACAAGCUCUGAGAGAACGAGUUACUUCAUUCCUUGUGGCUGAGUGGGCACUCAAGGCCACUGAACCUUUGGCAGUGCCGCACCUACUGGCUGCAAUUACUCGCGCGUCACUUGAGGCUCACAAUCCGAACAGCUACCACAACAUCCGGUGCAUGCUCACUCCAACAAACAUAAAAGAUAUUGCCACCGCUACCGGGUGGAGCUUCAAAGAAGAGACUACCAUUGUGCCCAAUGAAAGGCAUUUGGAUGGCUAUAUGGAAGUCCAGAUGAUUAAGAUGAAGGAAUUCGAUGAAGAUGUAGAUAGUCUUAUUAAGGAGGACAGACUUAAUAUUAUGCUAAAGGCAUCGAAAGAAGCAAUGGCGUACGCGCUUGAGGCAUCUGGUGUAGUCAGAGCCCGCAGCAUGGAUGCCUGGCUUGCUCGAUUUAACUAG
Messenger RNA from Trichoderma virens Gv29-8, 873 nucleotides. RefSeq lists its product as uncharacterized. Lineage: Eukaryota; Fungi; Ascomycota; Sordariomycetes; Hypocreales; Hypocreaceae. The coding region runs from base 1 to 873 and encodes 290 amino acids. The record is from RefSeq and is a predicted model, not a curated record. The transcript has a single exon.